This is a messenger RNA of Knipowitschia caucasica, 1089 nucleotides long. The record is from the annotation of a GenBank genome assembly. NCBI's taxonomy places the organism in Eukaryota, Metazoa, Chordata, Actinopteri, Gobiiformes, Gobiidae.
AUGUGUGACACGUGGCUGUUGGCAGAGUGUGACUGGUGUGAUGCUGGUGUGUUGGACCCUGGACUUAGACCUGGUGUGUUGGACCCUGGACUUAGACCUGGUGUGAUGGACCCUGGACUUAGACCUGGUGUGUUGGACCCUGGACUUAGACCUGGUGUGAUGGACCCUGGACUUAGACCUGGUGUGUUGGACCCUGGACUUAGACCUGACCUGGUGUGUUGGACCCUGGACUUAGACCUGGUGUGUUGGUCCCUGGACUUAGACCAGGUGUGUUGGUCCCUGGACUUAGACCAGGUGUGUUGGACCCUGGACUUGGACCUGGUGUGUUGGGACCCUGGACUUAGACCUGGUGUGUUGGACCCUGGACUUAGACCUGACCUGGUGUGUUGGACCCUGGACUUAGACCUGUUGUGUUGGACCCUGGACUUAGACCUGGUGUGUUGGUCCCUGGACUUAGACCUGGUGUGUUGGACCCUGGACUUAGACCUGGUGUGUUGGACCCUGGACUUAGACCUGGUGUGUUGGUCCUUGGACUUAGACCAGGUGUGUUGGUCCCUGGACUUAGACCUGGUGUGUUGGUCCCUGGACUUAGACCAGGUGUGUUGGUCCCUGGACUUAGACCUGGUGUGUUGGUCCCUGGACUUAGACCAGGUGUGUUGGACCCUGGACUUGGACCUGGUGUGUUGGACCCUGGACUUAGACCUGGUGUGUUGGACCCUGGACUUAGACCUGGUGUGUUGGUCCCUGGACUUAGACCAGGUGUGUUGGUCCCUGGACUUAGACCUGGUGUGUUGGACCCUGGACUUAGACCUGGUGUGUUGGUCCCUGGACUUAGACCUGGUGUGUUGGACCCUGGACUUAGACCUGUUGUGUUGGACCCUGGACUUAGACCUGGUGUGUUGGUCCCUGGACUUAGACCUGGUGUGUUGGACCCUGGACUUAGACCUGGUGUGUUGGACCCUGGACUUAGACCUGGUGUGUUGGACCCUGGACUUAGACCUGGUGUGUUGGACCCUGGACUUAGACCUGGUGUGUUGGACCCUGGACUUAGACCUGGUGUGUUGGACCCUGGACUUAGACCUGGUGUGA